This is a messenger RNA of Triticum turgidum subsp. durum (durum wheat), 816 nucleotides long. Lineage: Eukaryota; Viridiplantae; Streptophyta; Magnoliopsida; Poales; Poaceae. The record is from the annotation of a GenBank genome assembly.
AUGUCUGACAUGGACUUGGUUGCUUACAUAAACGAGGAGAACAAAAGAAGAAAGAGGAGACGGGUAGUUUUGACCAAACUGUACUUUGAAUCGUUUGUUCUUGGGAUAGCAUAUCUUAGUACGAGGAGGGCACCAAGGGAUUUAGGGAGUUUUAGUGACGAUGAGGAAAAGAACAUUCAUCGGAAGUAUUUGCUAAAAGGAAUGUAUGAUGGGGCAGAAGUAACAUGCUAUGAUCAGUUGCGUUUAACUAAAAGAAACUUCCAUGACUUAUGCACCAUGUUGCGUGAGAGGGCUGGUCUUCAUGACAGUGUCUAUGUUUCCGUGGAGGAAAAGGUGGCACUGUUCUUGUUGGUAGUUGGCUAUGGUAUCAAAAUGAGGAUUCUGCGUGGCACUUACAAGCGCUCCUUAUGGACUAUUAUUACCCACUUUGACGAUGUAUUAACAGCGAUUCUAUCUCUAACCGGGGAGUUCAUUAAGCUUCCUGAUCCUUCUACUCAGCCACCUGAUGAUUACAAAUGGAAGUGGUUUGGCAAUGCACUUGGAGCACUAGAUGGGUGUCAUGUUGAUGUUUGUGUGCCCGUGUGUGACCAAGGGAGAUAUAGGAACAGGAAGCAAGCUAUCAGCACUAACAUGCUUGGUGUGGUUGAUUGGAAUAUGAAAUUUAUGUAUGUCUUGCCUGGCUGGGAGGGUUCAGCUUCUGACUCAAGAGUCUUGCGUGAUGCAAUGAGGUUGAGCCGCCAAGAUGCAUUUGUUGUACCACAGGGUAUGACACUUCCUCUUGGUAAUUCAUUUCUCCUCUGUAUAAUUGUUAGCUAA